GUAAUAAACCCUUUAUAAUCUUGUAUGACUCUUCUUAUCAAUCUGUUAUCAGGUUUAAACAGUUUGAUAAUAGAGAGGAUGAUACACAGUCAGGCAUAAAUUGUUGCAACAAAAGAAACAUAACAAACAGACUUACUUAUUUUCUUAACGUUGGAUGAACAAAAGGAGAUGAAAAAUAAUCACAUAGCAACAAGAUAGUCCAUGGUAAUCAACUUGCAGUAUUUUAUUUACUCAUUAGAUGUCGUAGCUCUGACUGACUGAAAGGUGUUUCUCGAAUACUCGAUGGUGAGGUUCAAAGCCGACCACAUCAUCUGUCAUCGUGCCCCUCCCUCCACAGGUGUUAAGUGUGAUAUAACAACCAAUUGCAAUUCAGCGCAUAUUUUACUUAAAAGUAAAGCUAUUACAGUUCUCAUAAACACACUUCCAGCUAGUCAUUUGACAAUUAUUUUGAUUUUUAUAAUUCCUUACAGGACUUUCGUAUGUGGUUGUGUUAACUUAAGUCACCUGAUCCUCUGGGAUGCAGUGCUCCAGACAUGCAAAAAUUGUCUCAAUAUAUUUAAAUAUCCGUGGCUUUGGCUGGUAGUUUGCCAGGUGAAGACUGAAUCUGUUUCCGAAAUUUAAAAAAACAGGCAAAAUAUCAAGGCAACUGCACCUGCUGAAUGAAGCAGAGCCAGUGAGAACCACUGGGAAUAAAAGAAACUGGGCUUUACUCAAAUAUUCACAGAUGCAAAGCAUUUUCCUGCAGUUGUUUUAAUUUUAACAAUAGUAGGUGGACAAAUGGUCCUUCAUUAUUUAAAAGUAGUUUGUAAAUGUUAGAUCCAUUCAAUGACUAAACGGUUUCCUUUGUACUACUGUGAGUAUGCAGUUAAACUUACAGGAAGUCUGUCGAUCUGGUGUUGCACAGGAACAUAUUACAGCAGAGCAGAAGGGCAGCGCGUGCAGGAAGUAAGUCACGGAAGAAGACCUGCAACAAAAUCUAAAAUAGGAAGAGAUCAUUAAGUCUGUUGCUGUGUCUUUUGCUUCCUCACACUCACCGGACAAUCGCAACACUGAGAUACUUAAUCACUGCGUUCGACCGUGUUGACAAUGCAAGAUAUUCUGCUGCGAGUGCUACUGGUCGCUCUGGGUCUACUAACGUAUCCGAGGGACAAGCCCGGGGUUGAGGAAUUGGAUGAGAUCACCACCAAUGGCAUGCAAAAGCAUGAAGAGAGGCUGUUGUUGGGAGGAGAGGAACUGGGCCUCAAAAUGGCUGCUGUCAAAGAGGAACUGACACAUACUGACAAGACAAGACUUUCUCAGGAUGAUACAGAAAACCUUCAGUCUGAUCAGCAUGGGGUUGGAAACGUUUUUAAAAGUGUGACUGUCAGCCAUCAAGAUUCAGAGGGAGAGGUUGUUGAUGAAAACUCAUCAGAAAGAGAACAUGAUUUCGAAAACUCCGAUCCAAGCUUGCCUCAAAGCUCCAAAAGUGACCCUGAGACUACUUUGAAGACUCCACAAAUUGAAUGUGAGCAAAAUGGAAACGUACAGCUGGUCAAGAACAGUGAACAGGGAGAAGACAGACAGACGGAUGACGCUUUUGGAGACCCGAGCAAACCACAAGGGCAACAAAAGAAUCCUGAAGAGAAUGAGAUGUUCGGUCCCAAAGAACAAGAAUCGGCUCCGUCACACCUUCACGCCAUGACACAAGAAAAUGAAGCCUCAGAGGACACUGGUGACUGGGAGGAGGGUUAUCUCUGGUACAUAUGGAACGCACUCUCCAUCGUUUCCAUGGUCCGCUUAAUCAGGAAAUACCUAGAAAAACCAUCCCAUACGAAACAAGUAGAAACCAAGGCCUUCCCAGUUAUCUGCACCACUGCUGAAGUGCUGCUACCAGACAAUGAGACUCUGCAGAAAUUUCAUUCUAAAUGCUUUGAAGUCUCAUCAGAUAAGAAGUGGGAGGAAUUCUUGGAGGGGUUUAUGAAGGAUUUGUUUGCAGUCAUGAGGACCAUCUGUCAUAGCAAUGGUGGUAUGGUGAUAGAGGACUUUCAGAUAGGGGACGCGUGCAACAUCAUCGUCCCCAUCAACCCACCCCAUCCAUACAGAUUCCAGUGUCGGCUGUGGAGCGAUGAGCCGAGUGACGUGCUGCCUUACAUGCAAGUCUGUGGUCAAAUCAAACUGGUGGAAAAUGAGAAAAUCCCAAAUGGCUGCCAUUGUCAGUCUCCCGAUUCAGAAGACAUGGUGUGCUUGCUGCAUUCUGAGACUGAGAGUAUGCAGACAAAAAUGACUGACGUUCGUGAUGUCCUCCUUUGCACAAAUAACUCUCCAUUCCUUUCAAAAUUGCAGGUUACCAAAUGGUUUCAGAGCAUUAUCAAACAAGCAUGGGAUCAGAUUUCACAUAAGUAUGAGUUUGAGCUCAACAUUCCCUACGUUAACGCUCCAGGUGCUCUGAUAGUUCGUUUCAGAUCAGGGAAGAAGAUUAGCUUCACUCUGCGUCCUGUGGUUAAAGUCAACAGUGAGGCCCAUUUAUUCAUUAGCCAUUGCUCCCCGAACAACGUAGAUGCUUUGUGGACACUCUGCCUCACCUCCUAUGAAGAAAACUUGUUGGAGCACAUCUCUAAACGCUUGCAUCUAAACUCAUGCCACAGACAAACUCUCGAAAUUGCACUUUUUCUUCACAAGAGACAGACAGCUCUGUCAGGCAGCAGUGCUCUCAAGGAUUUUCAUUUCAAAGCUGCGCUAAUGCAUUUGCUUUUAACCAAAGAUGCAUCGCAAUGGAAACCCAACCUCAUGGACUGUAGGCUACGGGACCUACUGGCCUUCAUGGAGAAAAGCCUAAAGAAAAAACUGCUGCACCAUGUUCUUAUUGGGAACCCUUUAAGACAGAAAAUUAUUGAACUUCCUGCUGAAUUUAACCAUGCAAAGAAGGUGAAUCUCUUCCAUCCCCUUGUGGUCCACAACUGUAUGUACAAAAAUGCUGUGAUGCAUUUUCAGGAAAUGCUUAGAAAUGCAUGCCUAUUGAUACAUGAUUAUGUUGAUUAACUUAACUGUGCUGUUUAUAUUCUGUUUUUAAACUACAGGUACAAAAGAAGUCUAGAUACUCUCCCAAAUUGGGGUCUUCUAAACGUUGUCGUUGUUGCUGAAAUUAACCAGUGAGAGGAGAUCAUAUUCCUAGAAGUUAUUGAAAUCGGUCUACUUUAAAGCUACUCCUUUACAAAAAAGAUUCAGCUAAUGAUUUACAUCACAAGACUGCCACAUUGCCAAAAAAAGAAUAAUCCCUUUGAAUUGGCAUCAACAUUGUCUGCAGCUGCUCAUGAAUUAAUGCUACAGUUUAAGAUCACAUGUAACCAUUCAAGCGCAUAAACAGUUGGGUUAUGUUGGUUUCCUGUUUUAUUUAGUAUUUAGUAUUUUGUUUUAGAAAUUGUUUUUUUUCAUGAUUAAAUCUUCAUGUAUUA
This is a messenger RNA of Pungitius pungitius (ninespine stickleback), 3431 nucleotides long. Its product is annotated as inositol 1,4,5-trisphosphate receptor-interacting protein. The record is from RefSeq and is a predicted model, not a curated record. The coding region runs from base 1087 to 3018 and encodes 643 amino acids. Gene Ontology annotation, cellular component: membrane. NCBI's taxonomy places the organism in Eukaryota, Metazoa, Chordata, Actinopteri, Perciformes, Gasterosteidae. The transcript has 2 exons.